This is a messenger RNA of Octodon degus (degu), 701 nucleotides long. RefSeq names its product replication protein A3 (gene Rpa3). The transcript has 4 exons. Gene Ontology annotation, cellular component: site of double-strand break; DNA replication factor A complex; nucleus. Gene Ontology annotation, biological process: base-excision repair; double-strand break repair via homologous recombination; nucleotide-excision repair. The record is from RefSeq and is a predicted model, not a curated record. Bases 59 to 424 code for a protein of 121 amino acids. Lineage: Eukaryota; Metazoa; Chordata; Mammalia; Rodentia; Octodontidae. Gene Ontology annotation, molecular function: damaged DNA binding; single-stranded DNA binding.
GGACUUUCUUUUUCAGUCAUCCGCCUUCUGUUUCCCGCUAGUCAGAAGUGGACUAAUCAUGGUGGACGUGGUGGAUUUGCCCAAGUCGCGCAUCAACGCUAGCAUGAUAUCUCAGUUCAUUGACCGGCCAGUCUGCUUCGUAGGGAAGCUAGAAAAGAUUCAUCCCACUGGAAAAAUGUUUAUCCUUUCAGACGGAGAAGGAAAAAAUGGAACCAUUGAAUUGAUGGAGCCGCUUGAUGAACAACUCUCUGGAAUUGUGGAAGUAGUUGGAAGAGUAACGGCCAAGGCAACCAUCCAAUGUGCAUCCUAUGUCCAGUUUAGAGAAGAUACCAGUCCUUUUGAUCUGGGACUUUACAAUGAAGCAGUGAAAAUUAUCCAUGAAUUUCCUCAGUUUUUCCCUUUUGGAGUGCAACAAGAAUCUUGAUUUUUUUUUUUUUUUCUAAUUACAAGAAACCAGGAAUCCCCCCACAUUUGAGAGAGAGAACUCUUUGAUUUCUGAUAUUUGUUAUUUUUUAAAUUCCAUGUAUCGAAUGUUAGAUAUUUCAAUCUGCAGUUUUUGAUGGAACUGAUAUAUUGACAGUUCUCACCUAAGCCCUCUUAAAAAAACUUGCUACUACAUUGUGUGGUCAGGUAAGAUGUAACAACAAAGCAUCUUGCCUUAUGUUUGUGUUUCUAUUUUGUUAAUAAAACUGUGAAUGAUA